Molecule: messenger RNA, 726 nt
Organism: Tremella mesenterica DSM 1558
Lineage: Eukaryota; Fungi; Basidiomycota; Tremellomycetes; Tremellales; Tremellaceae
Exons: 6
Coding region: 1-726 (241 amino acids)
Biological process (GO): protein stabilization
Molecular function (GO): protein-folding chaperone binding
Source: RefSeq, a predicted model, not a curated record
AUGACAGUGGACAUGUCACAUGUCAUAGACGUACCUCCCCCUCGCUUUGAUUUCUAUCAGUCACCUGUAUCCCUCACCCUCGCUGUCUACGUCAAAGGUAGGCGAGCGGAGGAUGUCAAAAUCACGUACUCGUCCGACUCUAUCGCUGUGGAGGUGUUAUCGGGCCAAGCAUGGCAGCGUUUUGUCCUAGGACCUCUCUUCGCGUCGAUCAACUCUGAGAAGACAACUCAUCGUGUCUUACAAUCAAAGAUUGAAAUACAGUUGGCAAAAGUGUCGGAGGGCAUUUGGCCGGCGUUGAUUCGUUCAAAAUCGUCGGGGUCCUCCGGACAAAGUUCUUUCCCUGGACCGAGUAUUGUGACGGGCCCCGUGCCCCCUCCGCCCGCAACACCGUUUUUGGCCCGGGACGAAGACGUUUCAGCUUCAACAAGUGAGAAGAAAGCCGCGAGAAAUUGGGACAAAUUAGUCGAUGUUGAGCUGCAAGAGCCAGAGUCAACAGAUCCGGCGACAUUGCUUCACGAGCUCAUCUCGCAGAACGCUGGGGGAGAUGCCGCUUUGCAGAAGCUGUUUUCGUCCAUCUACGCAAACGCGGACGAUGAUACCAAGCGGGCCAUGGUCAAAUCGUUCACCGAAAGCGGGGGUACCACUUUGAGUACAGAUUGGAAUACAAUCGGGAAAGGGAAAACUCCGAUCAGACCGCCCGAAGGAAUGGAAGCACGGCCGAUGUGA